UAUGUGUGAAAACAUCAGUGCGAGCUACAUACACAGAGCAGAAGAAGAACAAUCUCGCUUCCACGACUUUGACGUUCAGAAGCAGCAGCAGCAGCAGCAGCGGCUUGUUGACCUUCCCGCUGUAGUGUGACAAACUGAAAGAUGGCUGGACGCAUGUUUGCUAGCUGGUGGGCCAAGGUUAGCCCGUACUACACCAAGGCAUACCAGGAGAUGUGGGUGGGACUUGGCAUCAUGACGUAUCUGUACUACAAGGUUUCCUUUGGGGGCAAAAAAGCUGUUAAGGACAAGCCUGCCCAUUGAGUUUUCCACCAUGCUGACCAUCACUGUCCCUGCUGUGAAAUAACGCCCUGACCGCUUGACUCUGACUUCAUGUUUGAGUGUCUGUUUAUAUGGAGCAAAUAAAGUUAUUUGUUAACCCCCAAA
Messenger RNA from Myripristis murdjan (pinecone soldierfish), 423 nucleotides. It is a transcript of the gene atp5mj, whose product is annotated as ATP synthase membrane subunit j. The record is from RefSeq and is a predicted model, not a curated record. Gene Ontology annotation, cellular component: mitochondrion. The transcript is spliced from 4 exons. Lineage: Eukaryota; Metazoa; Chordata; Actinopteri; Holocentriformes; Holocentridae. Bases 142 to 300 code for a protein of 52 amino acids.